Molecule: messenger RNA, 2663 nt
Organism: Dreissena polymorpha
Lineage: Eukaryota; Metazoa; Mollusca; Bivalvia; Myida; Dreissenidae
Exons: 5
Coding region: 605-1657 (350 amino acids)
Source: RefSeq, a predicted model, not a curated record
CUUAACAUUUCAAUGAACACAUUUUUAACGUUGUUAAUUUAAAAUUACAAGAGUUUGCUCUUAAAUGUGAACGGGACCGCGCAUUUGUUCGUUCAAGAUCGUUACUUUGCUUAAUCGCGAUUCUUAUAAUUAUGAUUUCGGUGUUAAUAAGGGAAUAAUAUGAUGUUAAGAAUAACUAUAACCAGACAGAAAGGCGAUUUUUUAAGGAUAAACACGGAUGUAUAAAUUUCAGCGACUUUUGUGAUUGUUUUUUCUACACUUACUGCCUAUCGGUAAUUCGUUAAUGUUAUACGUAUAUGCCUAUACCACACCAUAGUGUUCGUUAUUGGGGGUAUUUUUGCUGCAAAAAUAAAAUCCAAAUACUUAAAAUCCUGAUCAAUAAUUGAUCAGGUGCUUGGAACUCUUCGUCCUCUUUCCAUUUCACGUUCGGAAACGGUUUCAAGGAAUAUUUAGUUUGCCUGGUUAAUCAACUGUUUGCACGUGGAUUUUGCCUUAUCAGCCCACCACUCAUAAUCAGAAGUAUAUAUUAGAUGACCGGAGGGGCCAGCUUAUUAUUCCUUCCCAAAGAGCACAAGGUAACUUUGCGUUCGUAUGGUCUUGGAAAAUGGAAACUAUAAGCGUAUAUUUUGUUGCUGCAACUGUAUUGCACUGCUUGGUACAUGGUGUGCGUCCUCCAUGUACAGGUAACAAAGGGUUUUGUCAGCAAUUUAUUCAGCCAUCGGUGCUCUCAACAACCGGUACCACAAUUAGAGCGUUAACUACAAAACCCGGUACUACAACUAGAACUUCAACUACUACCACCGCCUCUAAGAGUUAUUCAUCACCUGCAACACUAUCUACAACCACGGUUUCUACCCAAACACUAUCUACAAGCACUGUUUCUCCCCCAACAAUUCCAACGACAACGACACAUUCUGCGGCUACAGCAUUCUCCGCCGCGACUUCAUUAACCUCAUCAAGACCGGCGGCCACAACUAAACAUACGCCUUCAACUCUUGUUGCGACAACUGGCUCCAGUUCCGCAACCUCAGUGGUUCCUACCUUUACAGCAUCAGUCAGUAUUCCUUCAGCUAAAAGUUCAGGUAUCGCCACCACGAACCCUUUGCCAAAUACAACCCAAUGGGUAUCGAUCGGAUUGAACGAGUACUUCGUGAUCACAAGGAAACAACCGCACGAAGACGCGGCGAAGUGCUGUCGCAACGAAUUCAAUGCCAGUCUCGUCUCUUUCGCAAGCAUCAGCAAGUAUUUCGAAAUCGUCAAGCCCUUAUCACUUUCUAGCGACAGCUUUUGGACUGACGGUACUGGUACAUACAGUUCGGGCGACCCAUGCUUGGCUCUCAACGCAAAAGAGCUCUCUCUGCGAACGAUUGAUUGCGAACUAAAACACAAAAGUAUUUGCACACGAUUCCGAUUUGCCAGCAACCCCGCAGAGGUUUUGGCGUAUGCACCGUUCGUGGAAAUGAUCAAAGAGAUGACCGUCAAGAGAAAUGAAACCAAGAUAAGUGAACGUAAAUACAGGAGCGCCGAGGACAGACGGACGGUGGCCAAGGCCAGUGGAGGCGUGGCUCUCAGCCUGUUGUUAGGGGGCUUUGUCCUGGUAUUCGUCAAUGACAUUGUUAGCAUGCUGUCUCGAUUGAUAAGAAACAGAAGUGCGUAGGUCUUGGGCUUUUAUACAGUAUACAUGCUGGGACAUUGCCAUGAAAAUCUUUUCCACUCUAACGCUUCUCUGAUAUGCGCUGAGUGGAUAUGAUGACAUCGAGUAAUAGGCCACGUUUAGAUGACCGUUCGAAAACAAAUCAAAUAGCCUCAUUGAAAAGCCAUAGUACACUUUUUUGGUUUAUGCGGUAAUGAUUAGAUCCAAACGCCUUUGCAUGGCGAGCUAUUCGAUUAUUUGAGUCGUGUUCUGAGAAAACUGGGCAUAAUGUGCUUAAAGUGUCGUCCCAGAUUAGCCUGUGCAGUCCGCACAGGCUAAUCAGGGACGACACUUUCCUCUUUUAUAACAUCUUUUUGUUUAAAUAAAGUAUCUUCUUAGCAAAAAUCCAAUUUUGGCGGAAAGUGUCGUCCCUGAUUUGCCUAUGUUUCAAUAUGUAUACUUAUGUUUUGUUACUGAAGACCACAUUGUAAAAAAGAAAUUAUUUCUUAAUGUGAAUUCUUCAUGACAUAAAGUUAUUAUUAUUAUUAUUAUUAUAUAUUCAAAUAUGAUAUAAUUGCUUAUGUGUUUCAUUGUUUACGUAGUGUACCUAGUGUAAUAAGUCAAGAUGUUCUUUCAGCAAAACAUUGGUGUUCAAAGAACUGGACAUCGAAUAUUAAUCGAACACUUUUUUAUAAAUAUCGUUAUAAAUGAAUGCAAUUGAAAAUAUAUGAAUAAUGUUAAUCUAGUAUUUAACUAUCACUGUAAUAUGACGACACGCAAGCCUUUAUGAUUGAAUUACGACGUUUGUCAGGACCUUGGUGUCUCGCAUCUUCCAAAUGACUAAUAAUAUGCGACUCGUGCUUCAAUAAGUGUCUUUUUAGAUGACUGUUUUUAUUUGUUAUUUCACUGUUUGUUAAAGCCUAAAAACUUAAUGCUGCUUGUUGAAACGUGUUAUGAUUUUUUUAGCAGAAAGAUGAUAUAAUUUUUUAAAAGAUGAUAUCAUUUUUGGAAAGAUGAUAUGCUUCUUUGA